Molecule: messenger RNA, 1162 nt
Organism: Scaptodrosophila lebanonensis
Lineage: Eukaryota; Metazoa; Arthropoda; Insecta; Diptera; Drosophilidae
Gene: Ing5
Product: inhibitor of growth protein 5
Exons: 5
Coding region: 239-1102 (287 amino acids)
Biological process (GO): regulation of DNA-templated transcription
Cellular component (GO): nucleus
Source: RefSeq, a predicted model, not a curated record
UAAAUAUCAAAACAGUACUUCGUUAGCAGUAUUAUUAUUUCAGUAUUAAAACGUAUUGUGCAUAGUUUGUUCUUGCCUUUCAACUAAUUCCAUAACAGCCUUCCCAUACACAGGUGUUUGAAACAAACGCGUAUGUUUUGCAUGUACUUAUGUACGUUUAUACAUCGUACAUCAACGUUAUUUUUUAUGUUAAUAAUCGAGUUGACACCUUAUAAAAAAGACUUAUAAAAACAAAAAAAUGUCUUCGGCUAUAUAUUUGGAGAACUACCUGGACGGUUUAGAGUCGCUACCAACUGAAUUGGAACGUAAUUUCAAGCUAAUGCGAAAGUUGGACGAUCGGGCGCAGACUGCUAUGCAGAGCAUCGAUAGCCACGCAAAAGACUUUAUGCGCAAGCUGGCAGCAGAGAAUGGUGCCAUAAGCGAGGAAGAGCGCAAGGAGAGAUUGGAGGAUAUCAAAGCCUUGUUCGGCAAGGCCAAGGAAUACAGUGAUGAUAAGGUCCAACUGGCAAUCCAAACGUAUGAACUGGUGGACAAGCAAAUCAGACGUUUGGAUAAUGAUUUGGCGCGCUUUGAGGGUGAAAUCCAGGAGAAGGCUUCAUCAACGCGCGCUAAAUCCGAGGAGGCAGUGGCCAAAAAGGGUCGAAAGAAGACCAAAGAUGGCAAAGCAACGGUGAAGAAAAAGAGGAGUGCUUCUUCGGAUGAAGAAACCGGGCGCGGUGGCAAUCAAUCAACACACGCCAGCACCAACACCUCGUCCGUUGGCGGCAGUGGUCAAGGUACCAAAAAGAAAAAGUCGAAGGUAAAUCAAGAAAAAGAGACGCGCAAAAGUGGCGCCCAAAAGAAAUCCGUUGAUCCCGAUGAUUCGGAAAAGGAAUCCUGCCACACGGCCGCCACACAUCCUAGCGAUGUAAUGGACAUGCCUGUUGAUCCAAAUGAGCCCACAUACUGCCUUUGCCAUCAGGUCUCGUACGGCGAGAUGAUUGGCUGCGAUAAUCCAGAUUGUCCAAUCGAAUGGUUUCAUUUUGCCUGCGUUGGACUCACCACAAAGCCAAAGGGCAAAUGGUUCUGUCCCAAAUGUACACAAGAUCGUAAAAAGAAGUAAUUUAUAUGACUACAGAAUUAAGCUAGCAGUAAAUAUUUUAAAUAAAUUAUAUAAACACAA